Molecule: messenger RNA, 7791 nt
Organism: Sphaerodactylus townsendi
Lineage: Eukaryota; Metazoa; Chordata; Lepidosauria; Squamata; Sphaerodactylidae
Gene: SHPRH
Product: SNF2 histone linker PHD RING helicase
Exons: 30
Coding region: 193-5259 (1688 amino acids)
Biological process (GO): DNA damage response; nucleosome assembly; protein polyubiquitination
Cellular component (GO): nucleus; nucleosome
Molecular function (GO): ATP-dependent chromatin remodeler activity; ubiquitin protein ligase activity; DNA binding
Source: RefSeq, a predicted model, not a curated record
UGUGUCCCCCACGUCCGUCCUCCUCUGGCCGCCCGUCCUCCUCUGGCCGGCCGCCGUGCUGAAGGAUGGUGGUUGUGCUGGGCUCUGCGGUGAGUGGCUCUUUGUCACCCGCCCCCCACAGCCUUGGAGGCUUCAGGAGCUGCAUUUGACCCUCAGGCACGCAACUAGGGAGUCUUCUGAUAAAACAUUAAGAUGAGUAACCGUCGAAAACGAGCUGCUCCAUUGCGGGUGAAUGAUGAGAAAAAGAAACAGCUCUGCUGGAAUAUGCAUGAUGACCGGAAAAAUGAGGUGACAGAUUUAGAUGCAGGUGAUGAAGACCACCCUGUUGCAGGUACAAGCUCAUCUUCUACAUCCCUGAUUCUCAUAAAUGAUGAUAGCAUGGAUGAAGACUUGACUCCUAAAAAAAAAAAAGUUUUAUCCUUGAGCUUUUCAACAGUUAUAGAUGAAGCUGAAGAGUCUUCCCAUCUCUUGACUUCUUUAUCCAUACAGCUAAGUAUUGUAAUAUCCCCGUAUUAUCCUGAUCCUUCUUGGAAAGUUUUGCUUGGAGAGUUUGUUCUUCAAUGUCUUCCUGAACAAUUUCUAACAGAGAAUUUCCAUAAAAAGAGCUAUACCCUGAUGAGAUCAGAAUCUAGCGAUCGUCUGUGUGUCCGUUCUCACGCAAAAAGCAUUGAGAAGACAGAUGACAGUGAAGAAUCGUUUCCAAGUGCGUACGAAGAGGAUGUGUUUGUUGAAUCAUCUUUAAGUAAUGAAAUGUUGGAAGACUUGAUGUGGUUGCAAAAGAAGAGGAUAAUUGUACUUCAUCAAAGACCUAGAGAUGCUCAGUAUUUAAAGGUUGGAAUAUAUCUUUUAGAAUGUGGCUUAAGCAAACCAGAAUUCCUUAAUGAUGGGUGUGGCAGGAUAAAGAAAGCCAAGCAACUAAUUCAGAAGCUGAUGGAAAAAUUCUACAACUUUGUAAUUCCAGAUGUACUGGAAGACGAAGAAGAAGAGUCAGACAAAGAUAUAGAACGGCAAAAUAUUGAAGAGCUUUACGACUAUGUGAGGCAUAUUCACCAGAAGGAAGUACAAUUUUUGAAGGAGAAUGUACAACAUUCUGCGUUGAUUCCUGUAUUAAGACAAUAUCAAAGUGAUGCUGUAAACUGGAUGCUGCAACGGGAGAAUUUCAGAAACAUACCUACUAAUGAAAAUGCCCUUCACUGCUUAUGGAGAGAGUUUAUUACCUUAGAUGGACUAAAACUCUACUAUAAUCCUUUUACUGGCUGCAUUAUCCGUGAAUGCCCGGUUGUGGGGCCUCAGUGGCCUGGAGGAAUAUUGGCAGAUGAGAUGGGUCUUGGGAAAACAGUGGAAGUAUUGGCUCUCAUCCUAACACACUCUCGAAAAGAUGUUAAACAGGAUGCUUUGAAGUUACCUGAGGGUUUCUUGGUAAAUUUCUUCAUUCCACCACAACCCACUGAGGGAGCUGAAAAGAAAUCCAUACAGAAAAUGGAACUUAAAUUGAAGGAGAAAGUACAGUAUCCUAGUUUGCGAAUAAUGCUGCUAACAGCAAUAAAGGAAAUGAAUAUAAAAAAGGGAGCAUCCAUUUUUGCUAUUUUUAAGUAUGUCCAUGCUGUAUACAAAUAUGACAUCCAACGAAACCGUCGAAUUCUUAAAAGAACUUUGGAAAAACUAAUUGCAGAGAAGGUAGUAGAGCAGGUCAAAGGCCAUGGUCUAGCAGGCUCUUUUAAGUUGGGCAGAAAUUACAAAGAACAGAAGUUUUACAGUAGACCCAAAAAACAGAAAAUAAGUUCAAAUCAGAUCCAGAAAAAAUCCUUGCAGGAACAGAAAAGUAAAACCAAAGAACUGGAAGAUCAGGACACAUCCUCUGCAGGCGUUCUUAAAUCACCUCUGCCGGCAGAAGAGCAUGAUUACUGUACAACCAGCAAAUAUAACAGAAGUGCAAAACUGGACCCAAGGAACUGGAAAGCUGAAGAUACUGAGGAUAGACUUGUGGACCCAGAGUCUACUGAUUUGCAGUGCCACUUGCUAAUUUCCGAAGACAAAGCAUGCGGUGUUACUGACAUUUCUCAAAACUCUGAGGAAGCUGGUGAGCAGAAAGAAGAACAGUCUCCUGUCUCCCAAGGUCACACUAGCACUUUUGUACAACAUCCUGGUUCCAUUUUUCCAUUCAACACGUCUGACUACCGCUUUGAAUGCAUCUGUGGUGAGCUUGGCUUAGUUGACUAUAAGGCGCGUGUCCAGUGCCUAAAUUGUCAUCUGUGGCAGCAUGCUGAAUGUGUGAACUAUAAAGAAGAAAAUCUGAAGAUCAAGCCCUUUUACUGUCCACAUUGCCUUGUGGCCAUGAAACCAGUUCCCACAGGAGCAACUCUGAUAAUCUCUCCUAGUUCUAUAUGUCACCAGUGGGUAGAUGAGAUCAACAGGCAUGUGAGAUCAUCCUCCCUUCGAGCGCUGGUUUAUCAAGGAGUAAAGAAACAUGGUUUCCUGCAACCUCACAUCCUGGCAGAGCAGGAAGUAGUGAUUACCACCUAUGAUGUCCUUCGUAGUGAGCUGAACUAUGUGGACAUUCCUCACAGCAAUAGUGAAGAUGGCCGCCGGUUCAGAAACCAGAAACGGUAUAUGGCCAUUCCCAGCCCCUUGGUAGCAGUGGAGUGGUGGCGAAUUUGUCUGGAUGAAGCACAGAUGGUAGAAUGCACCACAGCAAAGGCUGCAGAAAUGGCUCUCCGUUUGAGUGGAAUCAAUCGUUGGUGUGUCACUGGCACACCUGUGCAGCGAGGAUUGGAAGAUCUAUACGGAUUAGUGCUUUUUCUUGGAGCUGAUCCUUACUGGGUAAAAUAUUGGUGGGAUCAACUUCUGUAUCGACCUUACUGCAGGAAAAACCCCCAGCCUCUCUACAACUUCGUAGCCAAGAUAAUGUGGAGGUCAGCAAAGAAGGACGUGAUUGACCAAAUUCAGAUUCCUGCUCAAACAGAAGAUACACACUGGCUUCACUUUUCUCCUGUGGAGAGACACUUUUAUCACCGUCAGCAUGAAGUGUGCUGCCAGGAUGCUUUGGCAAAAUUAAGGAAGAUUUCUGAUUGGUCCCUCAAGCUUAGCAGCCUGGAUAGGAGAACAGUUUCUUCUAUUCUGUACCCUUUGUUACGCCUGAGACAAGCCUGCUGUCAUCCACAAGCUGUUCGUGGAGAAUUCUUGCCUCUGCAGAAAAGCACAAUGACUAUGGAGGAGCUUCUAACGUCGUUGCAGAAGAAAUGUCGGACAGAAUGUGAGGAAGUUCACAGGCAACUUGUCUGUGCUCUGAAUGGCUUAGCUGGUAUUCACAUAAUUAAAGGUGAAUAUGCAUUGGCAGCAGAAUUGUAUAGAGAAGUGCUGCGUUCCUCAGAAGAGCACAAAGAAAAGCUCAAAACUGAUUCAUUGCAAAGGCUUCAUUCAACACACAAUCUGAUGGAACUCUUGGCAGCAAAGCAUCCUGGGAUACCCCCCACCUUACGAGAUGGCAGACUUCAGGAAGAGUGUGAACAACUUCGACAGCAUUAUAUGAGUAAAUCAAAUGCAGAAGUAGCUGAAGCCCAUCAGGCUUUGCAACCAGUGGCACAGACAAUCUAUGAACUUCAGAGGAAAAUACGUUCCAAUUCACCUUGGUGGCUUGAUGUGAUCCAGUCAGCAAUACAAUAUGCCAUUGAUGAGGAGCUUAUUCAGCGGGUGCAAAACGAUCUAACUAGCAACUAUAAACAGCAAACUAAUAAACUCUCUAUGGCAGACAAAUUCCGUGACUGCAGAGGCCUUCAGUACCUGGUCACAACUCAAAUAGAAGAAGUGAAGAAAUUUCAGAAACUUGUAAGGGAGGCAGUGAAAAAUCUGGAAGGUCCUCCUUCCAAACACGUUAUUGAAGCUGCUACCAUCUGCCACCUGCGGCCCGUAAGGCUGCCACUAAACAAUUGUGUCUUUUGUAAAGCAGAUGAAUUGUUUACAGAAUAUGAGUCAAAGCUGUUCUCUCACACUGUGAAAGGACAGAUGGCAAUUUUUGAGGAAAUGAUAGAAGAUGAAGACGGACUAGUUGAUGACCGCUUACCUACCACAAGCAGAGGUCUCUGGGCAGCAAGUGAAACGGAGCGUUCCUUGAAAUCCAUACUAUCUUUUGCCAAAGCUCAUCGAAUGGAUGUCAAGAUAAUUGAAGAAGGCAGCAUCUUUUUGGACCUUUUUGAAGCAUGGAAAAAGGAAUAUAAGCUGCUUCAUGAAUAUUGGAUGGUCUUGAGGGAUCAUGUGUCUGCCAUUGAUGAACUCGCCAUGGCCACAGAACGCCUUAGAGUGCGUCAUUCAGAAGAGCCAAAACCAAACCAUCCUGUUCUUCACAUAAUUGAGCCACAUGAGGUAGAACAGAAUAGAGUGAAACUUCUGAAUGAUAAAGCAGUAGCCAAGUCACAGCUUCAGAAGAAACUGGGCCAGCUGCUGUAUCUCACUAAUCUUGAAAAGUCUCAGGAUAAAACAACUGGAGGAGUUAAUCCAGAGCCCUGUCCAAUUUGUGCACGGCAACUAGGACAACAGUGGGCAGUACUGACAUGUGGACACUGCUUCUGUAAUGAUUGCAUAGCUAUUAUUAUAGAACAGUACAGUGUUGGCACCCGCAGAAGUUCAAUAAAGUGUGCCAUUUGUAGGCAGACAACAUCACAUAAAGAAAUCUCAUAUGUCUUCACUGCAGAGUCUGCAAACCAAGAGGACGAUAUGCCUGUGAAGGGUAGCCAUUCCACCAAAGUUGAAGCUGUGGUUAGGACUCUGAAGAAAAUCCAGUUCAAAGAUCCUGGAGCCAAGUCCCUUGUUUUCUCAACGUGGCAAGAUGUGCUGGAUAUUAUUGCAAAAGCACUAUAUGAUAACAACAUGGUAUUUGCUCAGAUCAAUGGAAUCAACAAGUUCCAGGAAAAUCUUUCGGCAUUUAAAUAUGAUCCCAAAAUCAACAUUUUGUUGUUGCCCCUUCAUACUGGUUCCAAUGGGUUAAACAUCAUCGAAGCAACUCAUGUCCUUUUAGUGGAACCUAUACUUAAUCCAGCACAUGAGCUGCAGGCUAUCGGCAGAGUGCAUCGUAUUGGACAAACAAAACCCACCAUUGUUCACAGAUUCUUAAUAAAAGCGACAAUAGAAGAGAGAAUGCAGACAAUGCUGAAAACUGUAGAGAGAAGCCAUUCCAGUUCUUCCAUGAAGCAGUCCGAGGCCUCCGUGUUAACAGUAGCUGAUUUGGCAGACCUUUUUUCAGAAGAAACUGAAGAGCUCGAAUGAAGUGAUGCUUUUUAGAUUACCUUAAAUCAGAAGAAUGGACUAUGCCAUGCUUGCUUCUGAGCAACCCACCUAAAUUAACUAACUCUUCUGAAGUCCCUGUAGAUGUCACCCAACCCCCAAAUAAUAGAACUAUAUGAUUGGAAAGUAUUUUUAUCAGCUUCCACUAGGUUCUACGGCUAUGGAUCUCUUCAGUACAUUGACAAGAGAAACAAAAACAAAUGCACUUUACACAAAUAUUGUAUAAAUCAUGGCUUUGUACUUCCAAAGAAUCUGAAUGCUCCCAAUUGAGCUGUAGUUGUGCAUAAAAGGGUAUAUGUCCACAACAAGUUGCAGCAAUAUGUGCACAAGAAUGUGCAUUUCAUUAAAAUGCUGUCCACCCUUGUUCAGUGGCUUAUGCCUGUAGUUCCUAACCCAACAAGUGUUGUAUGUAUAGGUCUCCUUUAGAUUAAGAAGUUCAACUAUACUUUCACACUUUGCAUGGAUGAGAAAACAGGUUGCACUUACCUGUAACUGCUGUUCAUUGAGUGGUCUUCUGUUCCAUCCCUCACAUUGGAACGGCACGAACACAGAGCCAGCGAUGGAAAAAUCUUGAGCUUUGUUCUUGAGGGUGUUCUUGCCAUUAGCUGUCUCAUGCACUCCCCUUGCCUAAUGACGGAGGGCUCCCCCCCUUCAGUUCCACCUGAGCCGCCACCAACUGUACAGUGAGAACUCAAGCAGGGUAGGAAGGAGAGAAGGAGUGUGCCUGCACGGAAGACCACUUGAUAAACAGCAGUUACAGGUAAGUACAACCUUGUUUUCAUUAUUGUGGCUUCUGUGCAGACCCACUUUGGGAUUUUCCCAUCAGAAUCCAUCCCCUGGUCAGAGCAGUUACCAUAGCCUGGACCUGCAAACUCACCCAGAACUGCCCUUGGUUCCGGGGCCAGAAACGAAAAGAUACAUUCCAAACCUUGGCAAAACAUUGGAGACAUCAACAGUUGCAGCAAACUCCAUGCCAAAUCCAGUGUCAAGGGAACAGGGGGACACACUUCCAUGGGCACCGGCAUUGGCACUGACUGCUCUUGUGCCCAUGCAAGAGCCAUAGGCAACAACGAUCGCAGUGAUGUUGUUCUCAGCAGCGAUGCCCCUAUCUUCUACUCGGGAAGACUUCUUGCAGGGCUUUGCUGUAAGUCAAGGUGUUUGGUUUUUUCUUUGCCUUCUUAAUGAGUGGUUCCUCAGAAUUCCAGAACCGAUGGGGAAGAAGACUGGCUCCAAUUCCAUUCUGACAGUGUGCCCAGAACUGACCGCACUCUCUUCUCCACUGAAGGAGCUGAAGGAACACGCACAGGAACAUCAACUGCCUACAGAACCUUUUUAUGAACAGCUGCCUUCAACUUUGCAGCCAUAUCAUGCCUUGCCUGGGGAGUAAAUUCCUGACACAUCUUACACCAGCCACAUGUCCCUCUCCAAGGCAUACAUUGCAAUGGGUGUGAUAAUGAGUUUUUACCACACCCUUCACACUUUUUAAAUAAUGCCAUCUUAAGCCCACACUACUCCACGCCCAAGUGCAGCAGUGGGACCCAGCAACACUAAAAAAGCCAACUCACGCAGUUCACAAAACUCCAACCUCUCACAUCAUGGCAAAAAAGGCAGGGACCUCUGCCAUUAGGCAUGUGGGUGUUGUGAAGGAAGUGCACGAGGAUACCUAACAGCAAGAGUGUCCUCAAGAAGAAAGCUCAAGAUCGAUCCGUCACUGGCUCUGCACAUCUGCAGUCCCAAUGUGGGUCUGCAUGGAAGCCAUGAUGAUGAUGAAGGGUAUGAAAACCAUAAAAGAAUUAUUUUGCCUCAAUUUUAUCAGUAGAAUUAAUCAUGAAAAAGUUCCUGAGCAAGCAUCUUUUCAGAAAGGGCUCCUAGUGGUGCUGCCAUUUUACCAUUUAAAUAAUUAAUGUUUUAUCACAGUGGUAGCGAACCUGUGGCACGUGUGCCAGAGGUGGCACUCAGAGCCCUCUUUGUGGGCACACGUGCCAUCGUCCCAGUUUGGACACUCGGCAGUGCCAUCGUCCCAGUUUGGACACUCACCCCUGCCAAGGGGGUGAGGGGUGUGCAAUCCACUAGGUGCGCACCCCUGCGGGGGCAUGGCAAGGACGUUCCGGGGCAUGGUAGCAAUGUUUCAGGGCGUUCUGGGGACAUUCCAGGGCAGGGUGGGGCUGACGGGCAUGGCAGGGGCUCAGGUCGCAUGCGUGCCCCGGGUGCAGUUUCCCCUUGCUCCGCCCCUGGCACUUGGUCUCUAGAAGGUUCGCCAUCACUGUUUUAUCAGUUAACACUUAACUACCACUUUUUAGAAACUACUUUGAUAACUGUAGUAUUUUUAGAUGCUGUUACUAGUACUUUAUGUUUUAGAAACUUGAUUUUUGCUUGUUCAUGCUUAGUUAUGCUUUUUAUUGUCUGUUGUUCCCUUGAUGAUAAAUUAUGCCUUUUGUAUGAUUUUCUUGAAAGUUUCUUGAAAUUGUAUUUCUUAAUUUAGAUUCUUACCUCCUAUUAAAAUCUGGAAAGUUU